GCUUUCGACCGCAGGCAAUCCGCUCCGAGGACGAUCAUAUGAUUCCUCUCGAUCUUCGCCAACUGUCCAAAAUGGCCUGUCUAUGAGAUUUUACCAAUGGCCCACCCUCACCGAAAUUCUAAUUCUAAUGCCAGCUUAUAACCAUCGCCGUAGAACAUGGAAAGAUGAAGGAAUCUCUCUCUCUCUCUCUCUCUCUCUCUCUCUCAUUUUCGCCGACGUUGAAAAUUCCACGUUUCAGAUCGAAAUCCAAUGAAAAGCAAAAGCAAUGAAAAGAAAGAAAGAGAGAGCUUAUUCUGUGCAGAUGGGCUCUUUCCUCUCUCUCUCCUUAUUAUUCUUCUUCUUCUUCUCUCUUCUUCAGCUUUCUACAGUCGUUGAUGGCAGAAAUCCCUCAACACAUUCUUUCACGCCUAUCAUACGCGAUCUCUACCAUUCGAGCGAUUCUUUGAUGAAACGGGUGAAGGCAUUGGUGGGCCGACAUCCUGACAGAUUAACUAUGGAGACGAUUAGAGCUGGAAGUAAGGGCUAUUCUUCAGAGAUCUUAGUAGUUACAUACAAUCGCGUUAAGAAAGAUAUCGACAGUAGUUCAAAGUUCCGUAUCCUUCUUAGUUUUGGACAGCAUGGGAGGGAGCUUAUUACUUCUGAAGUUGCAUUGCGGCUCUUGGGAAUUUUAAGUGAAGAGCACAAGAUUCCCCGCAUUGAUAUGUUUUCCUUAAACAAGAUAUUGGAGAACCUUGUGAUAAAGGUGGUGCCGAUGGAAAAUCCAAAUGGCCGCGGGCUUGUUGAAGCAGGAGAUCUUUGUGAGAGGAGGAAUGGAAGGGGGGUUGAUCUCAACCGAAAUUGGAGUGUUGACUGGGGCAAAAAGGAAAAAGAUUUUGAUCCAUAUGAAGAAAACCCCGGAUCCGCUCCUUUUAGUGAGCCCGAGACUCAAAUAAUGCGGAAAAUCUCCAAAUCAUUCAAUCCACACAUAUGGGUGAACGUGCACUCAGGAAUGGAGGCUUUGUUCAUGCCAUACGACCACAGAAAUACUACACCAGUUGGAUUCGCAGCGGAUAUAAUGAGGUCAAUGCUAGAAAACUUGAACCAUCUGCAUUGUCAAGAUAGAUGCUUAGUUGGCUCUGGUGGGGGCUCUGUCGGGUAUCUAGCACAUGGCACUUCAACGGAUUAUAUGCAUGACAUUGUCAAGGUGCCAAUGGCUUUCACAUUUGAGAUUUAUGGAGAUUCGGAGACGUCAUCGAAAGACUGCUUUAAAAUGUUCAACCCCAUUGAUCGAAUCACUUUCAACAGAGUUGUUAGCAGCUGGACUGCAGCGUUUAUCACGAUUUUCAAGACCGGGCCCACCUGGCUGGAUAAGAUCCGUUCGGAGGCCUCAUCCAAUUCAGGUAAAUGGGUUUCUAUUGACACUUAUGUAGAAGACAAUUCGAAGGGGAGGAGCAAGAGUUCCAGGAGAAUGGAAAUGCUUGACCUUGGUAUGCAAGAGUUGAGAACUUAUUUCAGGCUCUUUCUAUUGUCGUCGGUCUUGUUGAUGUUCAUGUUCUGUUCAAGAAUCUCAAAGAACAAGUGUAAAGUGAUUUUGCCAACCCCAUCUCAUUGAAUUUGAAUACAGCUACAUUAUCACUCAUCUACUGCUAUAUAGAAAUAGAAGAGAGAUGUAUUUGUUGA
This is a messenger RNA of Magnolia sinica, 1659 nucleotides long. RefSeq names its product metallocarboxypeptidase A-like protein MCYG_01475. Gene Ontology annotation, biological process: proteolysis. The transcript is spliced from 11 exons. Gene Ontology annotation, molecular function: metallocarboxypeptidase activity; zinc ion binding. The record is from RefSeq and is a predicted model, not a curated record. NCBI's taxonomy places the organism in Eukaryota, Viridiplantae, Streptophyta, Magnoliopsida, Magnoliales, Magnoliaceae. Bases 266 to 1591 code for a protein of 441 amino acids.